This is a messenger RNA of Anneissia japonica, 3064 nucleotides long. RefSeq names its product sialidase-3-like. The record is from RefSeq and is a predicted model, not a curated record. Gene Ontology annotation, molecular function: exo-alpha-sialidase activity. Bases 520 to 1629 code for a protein of 369 amino acids. Lineage: Eukaryota; Metazoa; Echinodermata; Crinoidea; Comatulida; Comatulidae. The transcript is spliced from 8 exons. Gene Ontology annotation, cellular component: lysosome; membrane; cytoplasm. Gene Ontology annotation, biological process: oligosaccharide catabolic process; ganglioside catabolic process.
AUUUUACUUUAAAGUUGAUAACUUUUGUGAUUCUUUAAUUUUUGGGGUGAUUUUUUUUUUUUCAGAUUUUACAAGCGCAUGUCUUUAGUCUUUUGGUAUUUUGUUUUGUACAAUUAAUCUUCUUUUACAUACUUAUGAUUUGUUUAUGUAUUUUUAAUAUUUUCUUGUUCCUAAACAUACUGUAACAUACCAUAUUUGUCGUAUAUAUAAAAUAUAUUGUUGUUUUUUCCUUUUUUAGCCAUUCACGUAGUUGAUAUUUUAGCAUUUGAUGGAGAAGAUUGUGCAACCUUUACUUGUGUCUACAAUCUCAAAGGUAAUGUAGAUGUACAAAGGUGGUUUAAAAGAACAUCUGAAGGAAAGAAAGUGAUCUUUGACUCUGAAAAAACCAAAAGGGAAACUGUAGGGCAAGGACAGAAGUAUGAAGCUGAUUUUGAUCAAAAGUUUGCUCGGUUGAAAAUAAAUCAAGUGACAGUGGCUGAUGCUGGUGUUUAUACCUGUGAGGUAGUUUCAAAGAAAAAAAUGACUUCAAACAUAUGGCAGACAUCUGCAACUCUUGUUGUGCCAUUGGACGUGUUUGGUUCAGGUCUAGUACAUGAUGAUCAAUGUGCUUACAGACAUCCUGCUAUAGUUUUCUUAGCGAACAAGCUUUUCAUUGUAUUUUGUGAAAAGCAAGUUGAUGACAGCUAUACAAUAGGACUGUCACGUAGAGGAAGAUUGAUGGAAUACAAUAGAGUUGAAUGGGAAGAUCAACAACCGAUAUUAAAAAAGACUGAUACAAGAUUUCAGAACUUGGUUCCAAUUGUUGUGGAUGAGAAAAAAGGUGAAAUCAUUCUAUUAUGUGUUGAAUGCACAGCUCCGCAGGGUGGUGUUAAAUUAAUUCAACUAAAGAGUUCAAGUGGAGAAACUUGGAGUGAUCCAAUCGAUGUCCAUUUAAAAUGGCCUGAAAAUAUGCAAGAAAGUGCACAGCUGUGUUGUAUUGGUCCAGGACAUGGUCUGUGCUUGCAGUCAGGAAAAUUAGCUGUUGCUGGUUACAUCAAGUUUAGUGAGCAGGUUCAGCUUUGUGUGUUAACAAGUGACAUUAGUGGUGGCACCUGGGAAGUUGUACCAAUAUCCUGCAGUCCAGGUAAUGCUGUUUUUGGAGGCCAUGCACAGCUUGUUGAAUAUGCAAAGGACAAAGUUUGCAUCACAUGUUCAUUGAAAGACUGCAAGCAACGCUUUAAUGUGUUCAGCAGUGAUGGAUGCAAAACCUUCCACAAUGGCAAGUUGAAACCUAAAUUGAUAGAAGCUAACCCAGGAUGCCAGGCUGGCAUUAUAAGCAUUCCCUCAGAAAGGAAAAAAGGAUUAAGCUUGAUAGCCUUCACAAACCCAGCACAUGAGUCAAGAUUUGAAAAACUUUCUCUUCGAUUGAGCGAAGACGGUGGUGAAACAUGGACAGAUCCAUGUCCUCCCUUAAUUGGAAGAAGUUCUGCUGCAUGUAGUGAUCUAGCCUACUACAAAGGAAAAGAUGACAGAGGAUUAGCCUGUGUGUAUGAGAAUAUUAACAUUACAGAGGGUAAAAAAAAAAAUGAUUAUUGCAUUUUAAUGCAGUUGAUUUCUCUUGAUGAAAUUAUGCAUAAGAAAGGCAAGUGAAUUUCUGAAAGGUUAGGUAGAGUGUAUUUCAUGCAGUCUCUGAACCUCUUACUCAGGAGUUAGAGCAAAUGCUGACCAUUCUCAGUUUCAUGCAUAGAAACCCAGGCUUGCACUGUUGACAGACUGUGAAAUGGUUCAUGCUGUGUUUCAGCACAUGUGCGAGUAUUUCAAAGCUUAUACAAAGAAAUACUAGACAAUAAAAAUAUUAUUUAUACUUUGUGGCAACUUAUCAAUAUUGCUAACUUAGGUCAUCUAGAAGACAAUUUUUUUUGUAAUAUCUAGUAAGAAACAGAGUACUUAAUUACUCAGGAUGUUUUGAUUUAGGUUAGAAAGUUCAUGCACAACUUCAACCACAACCUCGUCUACCCUAAAGACAAGAUUGAAAAAAUCGAUACAUGUGGUGUAGUCUAUGAAGCUACAUGUUAAUACUGUUUACAAGUUUAUUUCAGGGACAAAAGGAGGGCAUUAAAAACACUCAUCAAUAAUCAUAAAAGAUGCUAAAACAAAAACAGGGGGAGUAUGACAAGGGCUUUCAGAGCAAUGUCAUCAUCAAUGAUACAAAAAUCUGUUAUUGCGGACCACUCUAUACAACACAAUCAUGCACCAAACUGGAGAGCAAAAUAACUUGCAAUUAAAAGGAAACAAACUCAAAGAGAGACAGAUCAUGGAGUCAUUAUACGUAAGAAGAAACAAAGAUAAAACCAUGAAUAAGGAACAAGGAUCAAGGUGCGCAUGAACUUUCUAACCUAUACAAUGAUUUAAUAACAUCCUCUCCAGGCUGGGCCCCGUACAACCUACAACUGGAAGGGGCAUACGAUGUCAUCAGCAGAUGACGUUAUGACCAGGAUGCAAUUCCAUCUAGCAUUCAGUUGAUAAAGAUCUCUAUUAAAGAUUGAAAUGCCCUGAGUAAGUACUGGCUUUUACAAAGAAAGCAAAUGUCAUCUAUACAAUAACAUAUCUAAAUCUAUUAAUUAAAUAUACAAAAAAUAAAUAAAGAUUAUGGCAAAUUAAGAAAAAUUAUGAAAAAGAUGGAUUUUUAUGCUUAUAAGCCAUAAUAUACUGGAUUGAGGUGUGUGCGUGGCAUUCACUCACACAUGGUUGCAAGAAUGACAGAUUAAUGGUUUUUUUGAGAUAUAUUUGAUAGAUUUCUUUUUCUAUAUAAAAUAUGAACCUUCAGAACUACCAAGUUUCCUUACCAUAGAUUCAAGUUCACUGGAUAAAUUGGUCUAGCAGUGAAAAUGAAUCAGGAAAGUUGUUUUAAUUGAUGAGGGGAUGUUUUACCAUCAUGGUAAUGAAUCUAGAUUUACCGGUAGAUAAUUAUUCUAUAGAGUACUACAGUGUUACGUCACAAUACCAUGUGAUACUACUCUGUUGCUAUCGUUGCAAAAUGUGUUCAGCCGGACGCCAUUUUCUCCACUGACAAACCAUUGAUUCC